CUCGGCGCUGCGGCCCUGUGCUCAUGGCGCUGUACCAGCUCUUCUCCCAUCCGGCCGAGCGCGGCUACCGUGCGGGGCUCUGCUCCAAGGCCGCUCUCUUCCUGCUGCUGGCCACCGCGCUCACCUACAUCCCCCCUCUGCUGGUGGCCUUCCGGACCCACGGGUUUUGGCUGAAGCGGAGCAGCUACGAGGAGCAGCCGAGCGUGCGCUUCCAGCACCAAGUGCUGCUCGUAGCCCUGCUGGGACCCGAACCCGGAGCCUUCCUCGCCUGGAGCACGUUCCCCACCUUCAACCGGCUGCAGGGAGUUCACUUGCGCAUCCCGCUCGUGUCGACCAGAGAAGAAGACAGGAACCGGGACGGGAAAAUGGACGUGCUACACUUUAAACUGGAACUUCCCCUGCGAGCCACGGAGCAUGUUUUCGGGGUGCAGCUUAUGCUGACCUUCUCUUACCAACUGCAUAGGAUGUCAACCUUCGUGAUGCAGAGCAUGGCGUUUCUUCAGUCCUCCUUUGCUGUUCCCGGGUCACAGUUGUAUGUCAAUGGUGACCUGAGGCUGCAGCAGAAGCAGCCACUGAACUACCGAGGCCUGGAUAUCAGAUACAAUGUGUCUGUGAUCAAUGGCACUAGUCCUUUUGCCCAUGACUACGACCUCACCCGCAUUGUUGCCGCCUAUCAGGAGAGGAACGUUACCACUGUCCUGAGUGACCCCAGCCCCAUCUGGCUGGUGGGCAGGGCUGCCGAAGCACCUUUUAUAAUUGACGCUGUCGUCCGGUAUCCUGUGGAAGUCAUUUCUUACCAGCCAGGCUUCUGGGAAAUGAUUAAGUUUGCCUGGGUUCAGUAUGUCAGCAUCCUGCUCAUCUUCAUCUGGGUAUUUGAAAAAAUCAAAAUCUUCGUGUUUCAGAACCAAGUAGUGACCUCCAUUCCUGUAGCCGUGCCCCAGGGAGAGUUGGGUAAAGAGCACUUAUCCUGAGAAGACCCCAUCAGGGACCAGGACAGCCCUGUCUUCUGGGAACUGUCAUUUUAUAACCUUUCUGCAAAGAGCCUGCUGGACACUUUGAGGCUUGCAUGGUUUCCUCUCAGAGACAAAGACCGGUUCUCCUGACCUUACACUCCACAAUUCCUGUGCCUUUAAAGCACCCAGGAAAUCCACAAGACCAAGUUUGUGGAAAGGAUUACAGGGUUACGAGAGGCUAUGAUUUUUGUUUGGUUUUGUUUUUUGUUUAUGCUUUGGUCUUGGAUUUCAAGAGAAAAUUGCAGUCAGCUCAUGCAUCUUUGAAAGAAUCUGGUCAAAGACUUUACCUCUUUUGAACUGGAAUUCCGUGUGCACUCGUCCCCCAGUAUAAGCUACUUUUUAGCUUCUUCGUGACUCUCACGAGAAAUAUGCAAGUCUCUAGUACUUUCCACUCCUAGUAUCUACACAAUGCCCAUUCAGAACUUUGAUUUCCAGAACUGAAGCCUUUGACUGGAGAACUGAAGGGGGCAGGGCAAAGCCUAAAUACAAGAGUCCCAGAAACAGGCAUGUGCAGUUGGGUAACUUAAGGGCAGGAGGACCAGACACCUGCCCUCGGGCUAAUAGAUGGGGUCUGUCAGCAGCUCAGCUCAACAGCCCUCUGUUCCUGCCCUACAGUGGCUGGCUCUAUGCCCUGUUUCUUGUCUUCUGUCUGUGCCCCCAGGAUGGCGGCUGAAGUCAGAAGUGCUGUUUCAUUCGCCCGCCCCCCCCUCAACCCCAGCAGCAGGGAAGGACAUCAGGCUUCUAACAACAGGUUCUUUCUCUCUGGCCCUCACCCAACAGUCUGGCCACUUGCCAUUCCUCUUUGAUGACCUUCCCCCUUUCUGAAAGGAUAUGGGUGGCAGAGGGGUAGUUGGUGGUCUUGGCUUCCAUUGCCUGACAACCGCAGGGUUUAUUUGAAGGCUGAGCUGAAAACUCAGUUGCUUGCAGUUCUGUUGACUAAGGAGCAGGGUACUCAGCAGAGGGGAGGCUUUGGGGAAGCAGGAGGAGCAGCAAGUAAAGAGGAGGCUAAGCGGAGCAUCUGACAGAGGGACUAGCAGCCCAGCCAGGCAGCCUUCUCAUCUAAAGGCAUAUCUAAAAGGAACAUGGCCAGAACACGCUUCUACUUUGCACAGAAAGUUGUUAUUUGGCCUCAUUCAUGUGCUGAGCAAGUGUGCAGUCUUAAAGGACAGGCGGCUCUGUUUAUGACUCCACCGUGCCAUUAGCCCUGGAAGGACAUACCUACCCUACCGCCCAGGCCUCCUGUCUCACCCCAAACACGCUCCCAGGUUUAUGUCCUGGUUUACCUUGGAGUCUCGGUUCUGAUUUCCAGAGCAGCAUUCUGGCAGACUGAGCAAAAUAAGAGUUUUGAAAACAAAGCUAUUCUGAAGUUUUCAAGCAGAAAAAUUCCCUAGCACUGGUUUCUCACUUCACCUGUGCAGCUGUUUAUGUGCCUGGGGUUUUUUUGCUUUGUUUUGUUUUUUUUCCUGGAGAUGUAAAUGGAAAAUGGUCUCUGAUUUCAACCUCACAAAGGUUAUGAGAGGGUUAGGAUGUAGCUCAGUUGGAAGAGUGCUUGCCUGGUGUGCACAGAGCCCUGGGUGCCAUUUCCAGCAUCAUAUAAAAACGUCAUGGUGAUACAAGUCUAAUCCCAGCACCCGGUAGGCGGAGGCAGAAGGAUCAGAAAUUCAAGACCAUCCUUGAGUUAGAACCCAGCCUGGGAUACUUGAGACCUCAUCUCAAUAAAAUAAGGAGAUGGAGGAGGUGUGAGAUCAGAAUAUAUUGUAUGGAAGAAAAGAUAAGAUUCAGAAAGAUGACCAAAGAUAUAGACUACUCUGCAUUAUACUAAACUAUUCUGUGCAAAAUUUGUAUAGAGAACUCAAUGAUGUUUUGUAAGUUUCUGAUUAAAAUGU
Messenger RNA from Chionomys nivalis (European snow vole), 2899 nucleotides. It is a transcript of the gene Tmem231, whose product is annotated as transmembrane protein 231. Gene Ontology annotation, biological process: cilium assembly; regulation of protein localization. The coding region runs from base 24 to 971 and encodes 315 amino acids. Lineage: Eukaryota; Metazoa; Chordata; Mammalia; Rodentia; Cricetidae. The record is from RefSeq and is a predicted model, not a curated record. Gene Ontology annotation, cellular component: ciliary membrane; ciliary transition zone. The transcript is spliced from 7 exons.